This is a messenger RNA of Pan troglodytes (chimpanzee), 3770 nucleotides long. RefSeq names its product HECT domain E3 ubiquitin protein ligase 3 (gene HECTD3). The coding region runs from base 93 to 2825 and encodes 910 amino acids. The transcript is spliced from 21 exons. The record is from RefSeq and is a predicted model, not a curated record. Gene Ontology annotation, biological process: proteasome-mediated ubiquitin-dependent protein catabolic process. NCBI's taxonomy places the organism in Eukaryota, Metazoa, Chordata, Mammalia, Primates, Hominidae. Gene Ontology annotation, molecular function: ubiquitin-protein transferase activity.
GGGGAAGGGCGUGGUGGGAAGCUCUGUCGGCGGUCGCGCCAGCUGUUCCCCGGGCAGGGUCGCCUCUAGGCGCUCACCUCCGCCACUUCGCCAUGGCGGGUCCUGGCCCGGGCGCGGUGCUGGAGUCCCCCCGGCAGCUGCUGGGCCGCGUGCGCUUCUUGGCAGAGGCCGCGCGGAGCCUCCGCGCCGGGCGGCCGCUGCCGGCAGCGCUGGCUUUCGUGCCGCGAGAGGUGCUCUACAAGCUUUACAAGGACCCAGCGGGACCGUCGCGCGUGCUUCUGCCGGUGUGGGAGGCAGAGGGCCUGGGGCUGCGUGUGGGCGCCGCAGGCCCAGCCCCCGGUACCGGCUCCGGGCCCCUCCGCGCCGCCCGCGACGGCAUUGAGCUCCGGCGCGGCGCCUGCGUGCGCACCACGGGCGAGGAGCUGUGCAACGGCCACGGGCUCUGGGUGAAGCUGACAAAGGAGCAGCUGGCAGAGCACCUGGGCGACUGCGGGCUGCAGGAAGGCUGGCUGCUGGUGUGCCGCCCGGCGGAGGGCGGAGCCCGCCUGGUACCCAUCGACACUCCCAACCACCUCCAGCGGCAGCAGCAGCUCUUUGGCGUGGAUUAUCGGCCGGUGCUCAGGUGGGAACAGGUGGUGGACCUGACAUACUCACAUCGCCUGGGAUCGAGACCUCAGCCGGCAGAGGCAUACGCAGAAGCUGUACAAAGGCUACUCUAUGUACCCCCGACAUGGACCUACGAGUGCGACGAGGACCUGAUCCACUUCUUGUAUGACCACCUGGGCAAGGAGGAUGAGAACCUGGGUAGCGUGAAGCAGUAUGUGGAGAGCAUAGACGUUUCCUCCUACACGGAGGAGUUCAACGUGUCCUGCCUGACAGACAGCAAUGCCGAUACCUACUGGGAGAGCGAUGGGUCCCAGUGCCAACACUGGGUACGGCUUACUAUGAAGAAGGGCACCAUUGUCAAGAAGCUGCUACUCACAGUGGAUACCACAGAUGACAACUUUAUGCCAAAGCGGGUGGUGGUCUAUGGGGGCGAAGGGGACAACCUGAAGAAGCUGAGUGACGUGAGCAUUGACGAGACCCUCAUCGGGGAUGUCUGUGUCCUGGAGGACAUGACCGUCCACCUCCCGAUCAUCGAGAUCCGCAUCGUGGAGUGCCGAGAUGAUGGGAUUGAUGUUCGUCUCCGAGGGGUCAAGAUCAAGUCGUCUAGACAGCGGGAACUAGGGUUGAAUGCAGACCUGUUCCAGCCAACUAGUCUGGUGCGAUAUCCACGCCUAGAAGGCACCGACCCUGAAGUACUGUACCGCAGAGCUGUCCUCCUGCAGAGGUGGCUGUGGUCCUGGACCUAUGGGCCCUUCCCUUCCCCCAACAUUGAGCCUUGUGUGUCUGCAUGGAGGAGGUUCCCAAGGUCUCAUAGUAUAAGCUGUUCAAGGGUCAGAGAAGCCACCAGUCAAUCUUUAUCUACCCAUGCCAGAUUCAUCAAGAUCCUCGAUAGUGUCCUGCACCACCUGGUACCUGCCUGGGACCACACACUGGGCACCUUCAGUGAGAUUAAGCAAGUGAAGCAGUUCCUACUGCUGUCCCGCCAGCGGCCCGGCCUGGUGGCUCAGUGCCUGCGUGACUCUGAGAGCAGCAAGCCCAGCUUCAUGCCACGCCUAUACAUCAACCGCCGUCUUGCCAUGGAACACCGUGCCUGCCCCUCUCGAGACCCUGCCUGCAAGAAUGCAGUCUUCACCCAGGUAUAUGAAGGCCUCAAGCCCUCUGACAAAUAUGAAAAGCCCCUGGACUACAGGUGGCCCAUGCGCUAUGACCAGUGGUGGGAGUGUAAAUUUAUUGCAGAAGGCAUCAUUGACCAAGGGGGUGGUUUCCGGGACAGCCUGGCAGAUAUGUCAGAAGAGCUGUGCCCUAGCUCAGCGGAUACCCCCGUGCCCCUGCCUUUCUUUGUACGCACAGCCAACCAGGGCAAUGGCACUGGUGAGGCUCGGGACAUGUAUGUACCCAACCCCUCCUGCCGAGACUUUGCCAAGUAUGAAUGGAUCGGACAGCUGAUGGGGGCUGCCCUUCGGGGUAAGGAGUUCCUGGUCCUGGCCCUGCCUGGUUUUGUGUGGAAGCAGCUUUCUGGUGAGGAGGUGAGCUGGAGCAAGGACUUCCCAGCUGUGGACUCUGUGCUGGUGAAGCUCCUGGAAGUGAUGGAAGGAAUGGACAAGGAGACGUUUGAGUUCAAGUUUGGGAAGGAACUAACAUUCACCACUGUACUGAGUGACCAACAGGUGGUGGAGCUGAUCCCUGGGGGUGCAGGCAUCGUCGUGGGAUAUGGGGACCGUUCUCGUUUCAUCCAACUGGUCCAGAAGGCACGGCUAGAGGAGAGCAAGGAGCAGGUGGCAGCUAUGCAGGCAGGUCUGCUGAAGGUGGUACCACAGGCUGUGCUGGACUUGCUGACCUGGCAAGAGUUGGAGAAGAAAGUGUGUGGGGAUCCAGAGGUCACUGUGGAUGCUCUGCGCAAGCUCACCCGGUUUGAGGACUUCGAGCCAUCUGACUCGCGGGUGCAGUAUUUCUGGGAGGCACUGAACAGCUUCACCAACGAGGACCGGAGCCGCUUCCUGCGCUUUGUCACGGGCCGCAGUCGCCUGCCAGCACGGAUCUACAUCUACCCAGACAAGCUGGGCUACGAGACCACAGACGCGCUGCCCGAGUCUUCCACUUGCUCCAGCACCCUCUUCCUGCCACACUAUGCCAGUGCCAAGGUAUGCGAGGAGAAGCUCCGCUAUGCGGCCUACAACUGCGUGGCCAUCGACACUGACAUGAGCCCUUGGGAGGAGUGAGGCGUGCCGCCGGCUGUGGGACCAGCAAGACUGCACGUGUCCCUCUUGGCCUUGCCCAGGGUGAAGACACCUUCCCUGCCCUGGUUUGGCUGACGUGCUCAGCAAAACCCCAUGUGCCCCACUCCUGUGUGCAGUUGGGGUAGGGGCAGCUGGCGUGGUCAGGUGAACACUAGUGGCCCAGCCCCGCAGACCCACAAGCCCUACCCGUGCUGGGGCUUGCUUCCCGAGGUAUUUCACCUCUUAAGAGGGAAUCUUCCACAAGCCCAGCACAAGCUGCCAGGCCUGAGCUACUUGAAGGGGGCCAUCUAGGUCCCCAACCCAUGGAGUUUGCCUCCAUUUUCAGCUCCACCUUUUUUCUCCUAUUUUCUCUCUGGCUUUCUUCAGCCAUGACUCACAACUAAAAACAUAAAACACUGGAGGUUAGUGGAGGCCCCUCCCCAAGCAGGGAGCCUGGGAUGGGCAGGGAGUGAUAGCCAAACUCCUUGGUCACCUGCUCCAAGAAGGAAGCAGUAGCUGAGCACCUGCCCUCACAUACUGCUCUUUUCCCCUCUCCCUCCAUACCAGAGAUGUGGUGAGCUCUGUUCUUCUACCAACCCAGUCUCAACACACAAAGUGCCACCACCUUCCCUGACUCAGAACCCACAUCCACUCAAUGUGAACUCUACUACCACGACCUCCCCAUAUUCCUCACUUCUCCAUCACCUCCAGCCUGACUCCCUGUCUGCCCUUUCACCCCCAAGAUUUUGUACAGGUUAAGGCCAGUUAUGGCCUUUUUGAAAUCUGUAAUAGCUCCCCUUUCCCCAACUCUAAAGCCUAGACCUUAAACCUGUUCCUAGAGCUAUGCACACCCCUGCCCCAGUUUACCGUUCCUCCCUCAGGGCCUCCGUGACACUCCAUGAAAAGAAGUUCUUGCAUACCGGAAAGUUGAAUAAAUGGAUGAAUUCA